Carassius gibelio (silver crucian carp) is the source of this 2671-nucleotide messenger RNA. RefSeq names its product leukemia NUP98 fusion partner 1-like. Lineage: Eukaryota; Metazoa; Chordata; Actinopteri; Cypriniformes; Cyprinidae. The record is from RefSeq and is a predicted model, not a curated record. The transcript is spliced from 4 exons. Bases 271 to 900 code for a protein of 209 amino acids.
UGGAGGAAUCUAAUUGCAACUACCGCCAAGCCCAGCCCAGCCCAUCAUAUACAGUCUGGAGUCUGGACUUCAAAUUGCCUUCCACGAAAGAGUUCCUUGGAAGCUCCAGGACAAGCAGCGGCGGCAGCAGCAGUCCCGCCUGACCCAGCUGGAUCAUUGUACGCUCGGCUGCACCCUGGUGCGUUUUUUCUUUGCAGGAGACAGGAGCCUCACCGAGAGCUCCGCACACCGGUUCCCAAGCUGUCUCUUCGGCUGCUUCCCGCGUUUAUUAUGGACAAUGACGAGGACGAUGAUGGGAACUUCACCAAGUGGAUGAGCAGCUACUGGGGGCACGGGGUAGGGGACGAGCAUGCCAAAGAUAGGAAGAGAAGUUUUAGGAGGCCUUCACGCUACAAAGCUGACCGUCGUGCCUCUUUGCCCUGCAUGUCUCAGCUAGAAGCAAUGCAGGUGAAUCAUCACCAUGCUAACACCAUGGCCCCUGGCCCUUCCCACCUAAAGGGCCGUGAGGAGAAGGAGGUGCACUCUCAUCCUCGUGCCCGCCGUGUAUCUUCAGACGAAAACAGCCGAACCAAAGCGGUGGGACCUGAAUGUCACAUCAGCACCAUUCCAGAGCUCACUGAGUGCUUAGAGAAGAGGCUACGUCUCAAUAACCAGAAGGGUAAUGCAGAUAGCAAAUGUCUUAUUUGCCAUGAAGGACUACGGAAUGGAAGGGGUGGCGUCCAAGAACUUCACUGUGGCCAUCAUUUUCACAAAGAGGCAAAAUGGCCGGAGCCCAGCGCACGUCCACGUAGUGGGAGUUCUGCACCUGCUUGUGAGCGAGGAAAGGAGAUGCCUUUCUGCCCUGGACAAGAGGAAUAUAGCUUACCCCGUCGCCAACUCUCUUUACGUAGACAACGUUGAUUGUUUUUUGUUUAAAAUACAGUCUGAAAAAUAAAGGUUCUUUAUAUUUAUUAAUUAGAUAUAAAGGACCUUUACCAUCUGUGGAACAUUUCCAUUGCACAAAAGGUUCUUCAGUGGAAAAGGGUUCUAAAUAUUUUGAAGAAAAAAAAAGUUACUUUUUUUAUUAUUAUUAUUGUACUGUAUGCAUGAGAAGUAGUUAAACUAAACAGUAAUCAUUCAGUAUAUUACAUAUAUUUUUUAAACAUUUUAAUUGUCAGUUUUAGUUUGUUUUUAGGUUCACUACUACUGCUUAAAAUUUGUAUUUAUUUUCCAAAAUUACAAAUCAUUUACAUUUUAUAAACAUUGCUGUUUGAAAUGUCAUGAUUUUGCACUUUUUGUCCUUUUCCUAUAUGGUGACAUAAUGUAAUAAUAUGUUUUUUUAUAGUCUGUGAUUGUUGCUAUUAUUCAUGAUCUUGUUGUUCAUUUUAUACAGCUAUUUUGGAUUAGAAAACCAAACUGUGAAUAUAAAAUGUUUUGACUUGUUUUUGAUUUGGAAUUAUGGAUGCUCUGUGAAUGUGGUAAAAUCCUGAAUUUGCAGUCAGGAGCUGCUACAGUUGCUUGUUAAAUGCAUAUGAUGGAAAUUAGCUGGUGGCAGCUAAUCAUGUACCACUGUAAUGGAAAUCAAUGAUGGGUCACAGUACUGCCCCUCAAAGGUCAACAGAUCGGUUUUUCACGCAAGAAGUUGUCAUGCAAGUACAAUCAUGCCUCCGCUAUGGGUCUUAGUGAUAUAAAUGUAUAUAUAAAAAACAUUUCACAUAGUUGAACAUUAUUUUCUUUAGCAUUUAUCUGGCAUAGGCUACACUACAAGUCAUCUAUUUGUAAUUCAUAAGAAAUAUUUGUGGACAAAUAAUUGUUUUUGUUUCAGGAAUUUAAGCAUAAAUAUGCAAAUCAAAAGGUUUUUAACAUCAUGUAAACUUACAUUUGGACUGGUAGUGUGUUUUACUAAGCUUGCAGUUCUUUAAAAGCAAUAAAUGUUUCAAUAUGUUUAGCAUGUGCAGACGUAUGUUUCAAUAGUUUUCAGUUUUUAUAUACAGCCUCAUUCUGGCUUUGAAUGACCCUCCAUAAUUUGGCUCUCCUUUCUUUCAGUGCAUUGAGAAAUGGUUUUGGCAGAAACAGUCCUGUCCCUCCUGUCGAGUUCAUGUGACCAUUCCUGAGCCCCUCUACUGGUCCUCUGCUCGUGUCCAGUUUCCCUGACAAUAUCCAUUUUUCAUCACUGCAUGUCUGCUUGUAACCUGUGACCCCGGACACUGAUUUUCUGUGUUUAUACUGUAUGUGAAUAAAAAAGACCAUCUUCUCGAGGUGGAAGCGAGGAUGUAUGUAGCAGUCCUGCAUGAUUAUGUCUUUUGCUUGCACACGCUAGCUAGGAUAAGACCGUUUUGAAAGUGCAUCCUUUAGUCUAUGAAUCUCGAGAGUUUUGUCUUUAUUUUUUUGUGACCCUCCUUUUCCAUCUUUCUUGCAUAUUUUCCUCUGUGGUUUGGGGAGGACAGGAAGUUUGGAUAGGCUGAAAACCAUGCAUGCGAAGUAUCUGACCACAGAGCCUUUUGGUUUUCUUUUUUUCAUAUCUCAUGUAUUGCACAAAGCACAUCUGACUUACCCAUAAACGUACACAUGCCAAAUUCAAAGGCAGAGAAUCUUAGACUCUGUCCAACAUAUUGUGAUGUUUCUAUAAUGAUCAGAAAUGUAAAUUUCAAAGAUGUAUGUUCGACUAAUAAAUACCUAUUUCGUUGAAAAG